Messenger RNA from Lepus europaeus (European hare), 2698 nucleotides. It is a transcript of the gene RHOQ, whose product is annotated as ras homolog family member Q. The transcript has 5 exons. Bases 43 to 660 code for a protein of 205 amino acids. Gene Ontology annotation, biological process: cortical actin cytoskeleton organization; small GTPase-mediated signal transduction. NCBI's taxonomy places the organism in Eukaryota, Metazoa, Chordata, Mammalia, Lagomorpha, Leporidae. Gene Ontology annotation, molecular function: GTP binding; GTPase activity. The record is from RefSeq and is a predicted model, not a curated record.
GGUCUCCGGGGGGACCAUGCCCGGAGGCCGGCCGGCAGCAGCAUGGCUCACGGGCCCGGCGCGCUGAUGCUCAAGUGCGUGGUGGUGGGCGACGGGGCGGUGGGCAAGACGUGCCUGCUCAUGAGCUAUGCCAACGACGCCUUCCCGGAGGAGUACGUGCCCACCGUCUUCGACCACUACGCAGUCAGCGUCACCGUCGGGGGCAAGCAGUACCUCCUGGGACUCUAUGACACGGCCGGACAGGAAGACUACGAUCGUCUGAGGCCUUUGUCUUAUCCAAUGACUGACGUCUUCCUCAUAUGCUUCUCCGUCGUCAACCCAGCCUCGUUUCAGAACGUGAAAGAGGAGUGGGUGCCGGAACUUAAGGAGUAUGCGCCAAAUGUCCCCUUCUUGUUGAUAGGAACUCAGAUUGAUCUCCGGGAUGACCCCAAAACGUUAGCAAGACUGAAUGAUAUGAAAGAAAAGCCCAUAUGUGUGGAACAAGGACAGAAGCUAGCAAAAGAGAUAGGAGCAUGCUGCUAUGUGGAAUGUUCAGCUUUAACCCAGAAGGGAUUGAAGACUGUUUUUGAUGAGGCUAUCAUAGCCAUUUUAACUCCAAAGAAACACACAGUAAAAAAAAGAAUAGGAUCAAGAUGUAUAAACUGUUGUUUGAUCACGUGAGAGCCAUCUGCGGUGGCCAAGGGAACUGUCCACUUCUCAGAUUGCGUCCGAAAUGCCGCAGCUCCACCCAGACCUCUGUAAAGAAGGAAGCGGUUUCAUGUCCUCAGAAUUCUACAGUUUAUUAAGAAUGUUUCUUAAAUGUCUAAGCAGCAAACAGCAUCUGAAGCCACAAUCUAUUAUAAAUACUUUAUUUCAACUAGAAGAUACAAUCUCUCAGGGGUUUCAUAGUUUAAAAAGCUACAAUCACAUCAUGUUAACUAUGUAAAAAAAACAGUGCUGUAAAUGGAACUGCUUGGCUUUGACCGUAGACAUUUCAGCACAGCCCUUAUGGAAUCUGCACAAAGAAAUAUCUUCUCCCUUUGCUCCAAUUAAUUGUUCUUGUAUGUAAGUUGCUUUCUAUUCCGGUAUAUCCAGAGUGGUGACAGAACAAGGCCAGCCACGUAGCCAAAGGUCGCUCCGAGCGUACAGGAGAUGGGCCACACCUGUGGAGAGAAUGUACGAGAUCAAAAAAGAACAACUGUCUUCUUAUUACUUGAGCACAAGUUACGUGUAUCCUAAAUAUUUCUAUAUUAAAGCUUAAUGUGCUUUCUUAAAGAAUGCCAAAAGUGUAAUAAGGUCAUACCUGCAUUUAUCAUGAACACUAAAAAAUGUACACAUUUUAGUUAAUGUGCAUUCAAUUGUAUCAAGGCUUCCGCGAAUUGUAGAUUUAGUUUGCUCCCCAAAUUGCAUGAGAUACAGGCUAAAGUUACAAAUUAAAAUUCUGGGUCAGAAUUUGCCAUAAUACUGGACUCAAUUUAGCUUUCUGAACUAGCUGGUGAUUUAAAAAAAAAACAAAUCUCAUAUUGGCUGUAUAUAUGAAAUGAAAUGGCAAGUGUGUAUGCUGACCACAACAAACUUUAAUGUCGUUAAAGAGGAAAGAUGUAGAAUUCAAGCAUGUUCACGGAAUUUAUAACAGAGCAGCUGCUUCCAUAAAACUCCUAUAACCUUCCAGAUAUAGUACGGGAACUACAGCAGAAGUUAUAGAACUGUAACUUGCGUAUCCACACAGACUGUAAGUUAAACAUAGUACCGGCUUCCAAACACCCAGUCUUCUCCAGCCGCAUUACAUCUCACAAUAUGACAUCAAGCCAGAAGUAAACAGUGUUGGUGGAUUUCAUCCAGAUCAGCAUGUGUUGGUCGCUUGUAAAAGGCUCCGUGUAGAACCACAGUUGGAGACAAAUCUUCCUGUUCAUCUGGGAACUCACGCCGUAUACUGGAGCCAUCUCUGAUCUUUGUCUUGGGGGAACGGGCCACACAGCUGUGCAGGGGUGAACCACCUUACUCACGCGUUCUUUUACCUGACCCGGCUUCCUGUUUGGUCUGCUGUGAAGCUCUGCCUUAUUCCAGACAAUAGUGUUAGACACACUGCAUUGAGAACAGCCUAAUGCAGUUUAGAGACGUAUAAUCAAAUCCCUAAUUUUUCCAGCUUUUCCUACAUUUCAACUUGCUGUUGCCUAAAUUACGAUUUUUUUUAAGUCUUUGGUGAGCUUCUGAUAACUUCCAUGACUUGAGCUUAUAGCUAUGUCUCUUGCACAGAUUGGGUAAUGGAACACUAAACUUUUAUACUUGAAAAUGAUAGCCUUAAGUGCUCCUAUCAGUCACAAACCUAGGAUGUACCGUCUUGUUGUAUGUGAGCUUUGUAGAAAUUUUUUAAAAUAAUGAGCAUCAUCUUCCCUAGUGAAGGUGGAGAGUCUACUGGAUAAAUGGUCUGGAGCUUUCUCUCUGAGCUAGACAUUGGAUAUCUUCUUUCUCCCAAGACAUGGUGGUUCACAUUAAAUAUCAUGGCCUUAAAUGUGCUCAAGUGGAAUCUUAAAUGUAACCUUCCAUUUAAUUUUGAUCUAAUAUUUUUAGGUAGAAUUGACAAAGAUUGCAUAAACCAAUCAACAUAUUAGCUAAGCUAUCCAACAUAUGGUAUAAAGGAAUUAAGACAGUAAAGUAUUAUAUAUUCCCAAGUUGCCUUUGGGGAUUUGAUGGGAUUUUUUUUUUUCUUUUUCAAAUU